AUGACAGGUCUCACUGGGAUGAAGACUAGACUGGAAGGGCGUAGUGAAACGUGCCACGAGAGUCGGGCUACUGUUCCUGGUGUACCUCUCAACCCCAAGCCAUUCCUUCAUGGCCUGAUUGGGAAGACAGUGAUUGUAAAACUCAAGUGGGGACACGAAUAUCAAGGUGUCCUCGUCUCCGUUGACGGAUACAUGAAUUUACAGUGGAAGACCCUGAAUGUCGUGAGCAUGCUGUCUUUGUUUUGCCGAUGGGUGAUCCCGCCUUCUGGCACUCGAAGGAACGGGAGUGAAGGACCCACUAAGGCCAAGCAGAGCACGAGUAUUCUAUUGGAGAAAGUAGAGGAAUAUAUUGAUGGAGCUGCAACUGGGACUCUUGGUGAAGUGUUCAUUCGUUGCAACAAUGUGCUCUACAUCCGCGCUGCAGUGACUACCGAAGAGAGAGAAGAAGGUGAAAUGGUUGCAUGAAUCCGGAAUGCCUGCAUCUGUGCGUAUGAAAACACUCAUGGAGUACCUGUGAGUAUGCCUGAGUGCUUCAUGUGCUUGUGAGCGACUGACCAUCUGAAGGAGGUUUUCACAAGAGCCCAGGUGUGAUCUCAGAUCUUUUGUUUGCUGUGUAUGUUUCAUCCUCAUUCUCUCUGCCAUGAAAAUAGAAGAUACCUGGGUU
Messenger RNA from Darwinula stevensoni, 664 nucleotides. Lineage: Eukaryota; Metazoa; Arthropoda; Ostracoda; Podocopida; Darwinulidae. The record is from the annotation of a GenBank genome assembly.